This is a messenger RNA of Labeo rohita (rohu), 1694 nucleotides long. RefSeq names its product agmatine ureohydrolase (agmatinase) (gene agmat). Gene Ontology annotation, molecular function: agmatinase activity; metal ion binding. The transcript has 7 exons. NCBI's taxonomy places the organism in Eukaryota, Metazoa, Chordata, Actinopteri, Cypriniformes, Cyprinidae. The record is from RefSeq and is a predicted model, not a curated record. Bases 196 to 1290 code for a protein of 364 amino acids.
CAUCGCACCAGGGGCUGAAGUUCAUUUUGAAUCCCUUGAACUGAGUGACAGAGAAAACUUUGCACAAAACGUUACACAUUUGCGAAACCUUUCGGCUAAAGCGGACCUCUACGCUCGGUUGUUUGCACAGGUGGGUGCUGCAUUGCCUUUUUCGCUCAUUUCUGCAGGAGUUUCACGUUUCACGCCAAACGGAUCAUGUUUACUUCGAUCAAACUCGCACAGAAAACUCGAGGAGUCUUUGGUGGAUGUCAGGUUUUUACAGCGUGUGCUUCUCAGAGAGUUAUAAAACAGGGAAACUUUGACGGGGAUCAGAGUAAUGUGUCUUGCACGCGGCGAAUGUCCGGGAAGGGCUUCAAUGUCCCACCGAGCGCGGAGUUUGUGGCGAGAGUCAGCGGAAUCGCCACUAUGUGCAAACUACCGUUUCAGGAAACGGCGGACGGGCUGGACGCGGCGUUUGUCGGGGUUCCUAUUGACACCGGAACUUCCAACCGUCCCGGUGCAAGAUUUGGUCCGAGGCACAUCAGGGCAGAAUCCGCUAUGAUCAGGUUGUACAACGGCUGGACAAAAGCGGCCCCAUACGAAUCAAUAAAGGUGGCGGAUAUCGGUGACAUUAACGUCAACCUCUUUGACCUGAAGGACACCUGCAAAAAAAUACGAGAGGCUUACCGUAAAAUUGUGGCCACUGGCUGCAUCCCACUUACCCUGGGAGGUGAUCACACGAUUGCAUAUCCAAUUCUUCAAGCCGUUGCUGAGAGACAUGGUCCAGUGGGCCUAAUACAUGUGGAUGCCCAUGCGGACACUAGUGACAUGAUUCUGGGUGAGAAAAUUGGUCACGGGACCCCUUUCAGGCGCUGUGUGGACGAGGGGCUCCUCGACUGCAAGAGGGUCGUCCAGAUCGGGCUCAGAGGGUCGGGUUAUUCUCCAGAUAAUUAUGAGUGGAGCCGUGCACAGGGUUUCCGUGUAGUGGAAGCUGUGGAUUGCUGGCACAAAUCUCUUGUCCCACUCAUGGAGGAGGUUCGCUCACAGAUGGGAACCGGACCGGUCUAUCUCAGCUUUGACAUAGACGGUCUGGAUCCUGCAUUCGCUCCAGGCACAGGAACACCUGAGAUUGCUGGUCUCACACCCAUUCAGGGUUUGGAAAUCAUUCGAGGUUGUCGAGGUCUUAAUCUUGUAGGUUGUGAUUUAGUUGAAGUUUCUCCACCUUAUGACACCACAGGAAACACUGCUUUGACUGGGGCUAACCUCCUUUUUGAGAUGUUGUGUGUCCUUCCGAAUGUCAAAUAUUAUUGAUAGCUUUUUUUCUACAUUUUUGGAACAUCUUAAAUAGUUGCACAGUGACACAUACACAUGAUUAAUCAGUAUUAAUAUCAUUUUCAGCAAGAAAUACCUUUAUUUGGAGUAGCAAAACAGUGUUAUACUGUCACAGUUUAUGAACACAAAGAAAAUUCAUUGUAGAUGUAGAAACAACUCAAUUAUGGAAAUAGAACAUUUUAUAUGCAUUUGAUAAUUUAGUUUUUGACCAGAAUGUUAAAUAAAAUGGAUUACAUAGUAACAUGAUACUUUAAUAUUUUAUACCACAGACAUAAAUACAUUUAGACAUAGUUAAUAAGCCAUGAAAAUUUGGCAUGAUUUAAUGCUGACUAUCUUAAAUGUAAGAUAUUUACCAGUGCAUUGCAAAACAAAUAAAAUGCUAA